Molecule: messenger RNA, 1404 nt
Organism: Colletotrichum higginsianum IMI 349063
Lineage: Eukaryota; Fungi; Ascomycota; Sordariomycetes; Glomerellales; Glomerellaceae
Product: Glucosamine 6-phosphate synthetase
Exons: 4
Coding region: 1-1404 (467 amino acids)
Source: RefSeq, a predicted model, not a curated record
AUGUGCAGGUUCCUGGUCUACCGGGGAAGUGACGAUAUUCUUCUCUCUAAGCUUAUCCUUGACCCAACUCACUCCAUACUGAAGCAAUCAUUUGAUUCCCGGCUCAGAUUGGAUACCCGGAGAGGCCAGAACAACGCCGAUGGCUUCGGAAUAGGGUUUUAUACCGACCCCAAGCUGGGUCAUGCCCCUUGUCUCUUUACCUCGACGAUUCCCGCCUGGAACUGCACCAAUCUCCAGCGCAUUGCCUCCAAAACCGCCUCACAACUCAUCUUCGCCCAUGUCCGGGCCACAACCGAGGGCUCGCUGAGCGAAGACAAUUGCCACCCGUUCUGCCACGGCAGUCUGAUGUGGAUGCACAACGGGGGUCUAGGUGGUUGGAAAUACAUCAAAAGAAGACUUGGGGAGAGGUUGGCCGACAAGUGGUACUUGGGAGUUCAAGGAGGAACAGACAGUGAAUGGGCGUUUGCCUUGUUUCUCGACACACUUGAACGAAUGGGACUUGACCCCAGCUCACAGCCUGCCAAUGGAUUCGGUCCUACAGUGCUGAGAAAGGCUAUGCUCAAGACCAUCGCCACUAUCAACGAAUUGAUUGACGGUAUCCCGGAGAGUACCAUCCAGUCGGAGAGUGUCGAUACUCGAAGCUUGCUCAAUUUCGCCGUUACGGACGGAAAGAGUGUGAUUUGCACACGAUACAUCAGCAGCGCGACGGACGAAGCGGCAAGCCUGUACUACUCAUCCGGAACUGAAUGGGGAACGAGAACAUCUGCACUCAGCGAUCGAAAUUAUCAAAUGGAGCGCCAAGACAAGGGCGCCGAUAUUGUUCUGGUCGCGAGCGAGCCACUGACCUUUGAAAGAGAGAACUGGGUGAAUGUUCCCACAAACUCGAUUUUGACAAUCCACAACCAGACUGUCAUGGUUCAUCCGAUCAUUGACAAGUACUACGACCGAAGCCCGUACCACGCCAGAUCAAGCGCGUUCGUUCAGACGAAGGGCUUGAUGGCGAAUGAGAAGAUCUCAUCGCUGCUUAGUCCGGCGACAGCGUCCUUGCCAAGCCCCGAAACUUCGAAGAAGAGCCUUGGUCCGACCAUUCCUUUCGGCCUCUCUCGUAGCCACACACCGGAUCCCGGAUUUACGGGCAAGUCGCGUUCGCCCAGCCAGCUUCACGAAGUAACAACGCCGGCGGACUCAAAAUCAAUCAUUACCAUAUCGAGUGCGCAAACCAUCACACCACGGCCCCCGGUGCAGGGAAAUAUCAAGGUGAAACGGGCUGCGCCAGAGCAGGUUUCUCCCAACGUUGACAGUGACACCGAGUCACUGCUUCCUGAGGACCAAAAUCAGAACAGAACAGAAUUCGGACAUCCUAACAAGCUGUCAAGAUACUUUCCUGAGUUGACCAUGUCCUAG